AGAGAGAGAGAGAGAGAGAGAGAGAGAGAGAUUUCAUUCUUCUUUGUGUAUAUAUACCCACUACAAACAACAUGAAAAUUCCCCUUUCCUUCCUUUUCUUCCACCUCCCAACUGUCUCAAACCAAUCCUUAUUGAUUCAUUCAACAAAGAUUGAAUCAAGAAAGAUUCAAAGUCACCCCCAUUGAAAUACCCAAUAAAGGAAAAGAAAUGGUGGACUCAAAAUCCCAGUACUACUGCAGUUAUGAUCAAUUUCUACUGAUCUUUUGGGUCAUUUUCUUGACAGAAUUAGUAGGGAGUGGGUAUGGAGUGGGAGUGAACUGGGGAACCAUGGCAACCAACCAGCUGCCGCCGAAGAAGGUGGUGGAGAUGAUGAAGGCAAAUGGGUUUGACAAGGUGAAAUUGUUCGAGGCAGAUGGGAGGAUUAUGCAGGCAUUGAUUGGGAGUGAGAUUGAAGUGAUGGUGGCAGUGCCUAAUUACAUGUUGCAGAAGAUGAGUGAGGACCCUGGUUUUGCUGUUGCUUGGGUUGAAGCCAAUGUCACUAGUUAUUGCUACUCUGGUGGUGUCAAUAUCAAGUACGUGGCCGUGGGCAACGAACCCUUCCUGAAAACAUACAACAACACUUACCUCCCCUACACCCUCCCCGCCCUAAAAAACAUCCACCAAGCCCUAAACCACUCUCACCUCUCCUCCACCGUGAAAACCACCAUCCCUUUGAACGCCGACGUCUACUUCUCCCCCGACUCCUCCCCCGUCCCCUCCUCCGGCGACUUCCGCCCCGACACCAAACCCAUCACCCUAGAAAUCGUCAACUUCCUCCACUCCAUCGACGCCCCAUUCACCGUCAACAUCUACCCCUUCCUAUCCCUCUACCAGAACCCCAACUUCCCCCUCGACUUCGCCUUCUUCGACUCCAGUUACAAGCGGUUGCGAGACGGGGAGAACGGGUAUGCGAACGUGUUUGAUGCGAAUUUCGACACGUUGGUUUGGGCGUUGAGGAAGGCCGGGUAUCCGGACAUGAGGAUCGUGGUGGGGGAAGUGGGGUGGCCGACGGACGGCGAUGUGAAUGCGAAUAUGGAGAACGCGAGGAGGUUUAAUCAGGGGCUGGUUAGGCAUGUUUUGAGCUGGAAUGGGACUCCGGCCAGGAAAGGGGAGAUUGAGGUUUAUUUGUUCAGCUUGAUUGAUGAGAAUGCCAAAAGCAUUGCCCCAGGCAACUUCGAGAGGCAUUGGGGCAUAUUUGAGUACGAUGGGAAGCCAAAGUAUGACUUAGAUUUAAAGGGUUUGGACGAGAACAAGGGGCUAGUCCCGGUGCAAGGAGUGCAAUACAUGUACAGGAGAUGGUGUGUUCUGAACUCACAUGUGAAGGAUCUGGGAGAGCUGCCCAAAAGCCUCGACUACGCUUGCAGCUUGUCCGAUUGCACCGCUCUGGGCUACGGCUCUUCUUGCAGCCAUUUGAGUGAACAAGGAAACGCGUCCUAUGCUUUCAACAUGUACUACCAGUUGCAAGGCCAGAACAUGUGGGACUGCGAUUUCAAUGGCUUGGCUACGGUGACGGAAGAGGACCCUUCCGACGACAAGUGCCGGUUCCCAGUGAUGCUUGCUCCUGUUCGUCCAGUGGUCCUGCAUAGGACGGUUGUUGGGAUGUUGCUUGUCAUUCUUGUGGGAUGUAUAGUAUUUUUGCUCCUCGUAUCCUAGUUUAGGUGCCGGAUCCUUUGUCGUUGAAAUCUUUGUUCAUCGAUCUGCUCUGCUCUACAUUAUUCAACAUUAAUUGAUGUACACCGCAUUGCCCGAUUGAAAGUGGUUUGUCGCAGGGAAUGUUAUUUUUUGAUGAUGACACUGGAUCUUAGGCAUAGUUUAGCUGGAGGAUGUCUAGGAGUCUAUUGACUAUGGGUUAGAGGCAUGUGUAAAUUAGACAAUUUGGGUACAGCUAAUGAGAUUGUAUUGUAAAUUACUGCUUUCUUCCCCCCUUUGGUUUGAAGUCAUAGAAGGUUAUCCUUUGGCAUUGCUUUGUGCCUUCUAAUUUCCA
Messenger RNA from Rhododendron vialii, 2023 nucleotides. RefSeq names its product glucan endo-1,3-beta-glucosidase 8-like. Bases 208 to 1692 code for a protein of 494 amino acids. The transcript is spliced from 4 exons. Gene Ontology annotation, cellular component: plasma membrane. Lineage: Eukaryota; Viridiplantae; Streptophyta; Magnoliopsida; Ericales; Ericaceae. Gene Ontology annotation, biological process: carbohydrate metabolic process. The record is from RefSeq and is a predicted model, not a curated record. Gene Ontology annotation, molecular function: hydrolase activity, hydrolyzing O-glycosyl compounds.